Sceloporus undulatus (fence lizard) is the source of this 1370-nucleotide messenger RNA. RefSeq names its product protein FAM83F-like. The annotation marks the transcript as partial. The record is from RefSeq and is a predicted model, not a curated record. Lineage: Eukaryota; Metazoa; Chordata; Lepidosauria; Squamata; Phrynosomatidae. The transcript has 4 exons.
UCUGCACCUGCCCAAGAUCUCCGAUCCUCUUCUGUGUAUCAGAAUAUCCGUGUGCGUUCUGUGACUGGAGUUGGAUUCUAUAUGCCAACAGGGAAGAUCAAAGGCAAUUUGGGCUCCCGUUUCCUGAUGGUGGAUGGUGAAAAAGUCCUCACUGGAUCCUACAGUUUCACAUGGACAUCAUCUCAUAUAGACAGAAAUAUUCUCUUGUACUUGACUGGGCAGCAUGUAGAGAUGUUCGAUAUUGAAUUUCGUGAACUCUAUGCCAUUUCAGAAGAAGUCAGUCUCUACAAAGAGCUGAACAUCCCUUGCCCUUUCCGAUCAGGAAUUGGGAAACUGGGAUUUUCCUCUUCUACUGUGGCCCGGAAGGCCAUCAACCCAAAAUAUGGACUGGUAGUGGGAGCUCCUCCAGGGGAAAUGAUGCGCUGGGCCUCCCGCCAGAGGCAAGAAUCACAAGGGAAACUAGAAGGAAAGGAAGAAGAAAAUGAAUCAAAUAAACGACUGCAUUGUUUUCUGAAUGACCUUAUAACAGUGGAGCAGGUUCUGCCAGAGAUUGAGCCUCCACUUGAAGGCCUGAACAAAGCAAACCGGAGUCCUCAGAAGUUACUUUCCCGGUUUAAUUUGGACUUGAAAUCUAAAUCCAGAGAGUCCAUACGUGACCAGAAGGAUGAUAUUGCAAAUGGAGAAGCUGGUUCCAAACAGGGCAAAAGAUUUGGAAGCGGAUUUUUCCGAAGGUCCAAGAGACCAUCACCUUUGAAUGUUGAUGCCAAUUCUGUUACCAGUGAGACUGCUGAAGAUUUUGUGGUUGUGAAGGUGCCAAAAGAAAGCCAGACCAGCUUUCGUCCUGUUAGUGUACGCAGCAGUGUGAGCAAUUCAGGUAAAAUGAGUCCAGGCUCCGUUUCAGGAGAAAAAGUCAAACAGUCAGCCUGUGUGGUCUCUUGAUGGAAGAAAAAGCAGCUGGAAAACAGAAUCCUAAGGGAUAAUAUGCUGGGCAAGGCUGCUGUAGGCUCCUUUCAAACCUUGAGUCUGAUUUCCUCAUAGCGGUCUGUAUAACAAUUGCAGCGUCCAAGACAGAGCUGGUAUCUUUACACUCAGGGUAAAACAUGUGAUCUGGAAGAUACUUGUAUGAAAUAGCAUCUACAUUAGUUCAGUGACUGUGAUAAAUGGAUUUUAGAGUUUAAAUCUUACAGGGGGACAUUCCAUUUCUUGGUGGUGCUAUUUCACAUUGCUGGCUACAGACUUAGAACAACAUCAUAGUAUCAUUGAUUGUUGUGUUAAAAUAUUAUUAACUCUAUGGAUUAGAAACUUUCUAUCAGAGGUUUUAAAAAGGCUUUCCCAGAAAGAUGGUUAAACUUGGAAAUUGUGUGCCUAAG